AUGCCAUUGCCCGAGGAGCAGGAUCCCUUCGUGGAUUCUGAGGCCGAGUAUCGAACUCGCCGAGAUUAUCUGCGCGAGCGCGCAGCUUGGCAGAAGCGGCAAAUCUAUCGACAGGCCUUCGACUUUCUGGGGCGCUACGUGAAGACCUUGGAGGUGGUGCUGAAUGGACACCUUCAGUCUUUGAACUUCCGAGUGCCGGUCACGGCGGUGUGGUACGUGCAAGGCGCCUCGAAACAGCGCAUCCUCGACGAGGUUCCGUUCAGCUUGCCAGAUGUCAAGAUGAAGAGCUUCAUUCAAAUGUGCGUGGAGCUGAACAAUGAGUCUCGCCUUAUCCUGGCUUUGUCAAGGUUCUCGCUUUGUCCACAGAGGUACCGCAGAUGGGCCCAGCUCUACCUUCCAGACGGUGUGCACAGACCUUUUUGGGUCUUCCUGGCCAAUGAUGCGAAGCACAUGCAGAACCUGAUGAGAUCAUCUUUGUACCUGAGUUUGUGCUUGGCACUACAUGCCGGUCUUUUUCUGGUCGCCCCAAAGGACGCUGCUGGUGACCUGAUGUGGGCGUCACCCAUGGCGCAAAGGAUUUCAGAGAUCCUUGGUGCUCUGCACCUUGCAUGUACAAUGCUCUGGCUUUGCCUGUAUACUUGCAUCCAGGUGCCACUGAGCAUCAAAAAAGUGCAGACCCAGUAUCCGAAGAGGAAUUCUCUCGUCAACAUUUGCGCUGCGUGGGGGCGUUACAUGAGUCAACGGCUGCUCCAGUGGCGUGCCAUUACACUGGUCCUGACGUCGCUAGCACUGUUUCGACGGCACUGGUGGGUCUACAGUUUCCUGCUGGCGGACUUCUUCGCUCAAAGCCCAUCACUUCAGACCGUGCUGAGUGGUGUAGUGGCCCCUGCAUGGCCUCUGUUCAUGACAUUCCUUGGUGCUGGCAUCAUCACCUUCGUCUACGGUGCCAUAGGGCUUCACAAUUUCCGGGACGAGUUCGGCAUGUACUGUGAUGAGAACAUCAUGGUCUGCACACAAAGCAUCCUGUACAUGGGCACUCGCUCUGGAAUUGUGGGGUUGAGCGGCAUGAUGGACCAAGUAGGCCCCGAGGAUGACACCUGGUUCCAGCGUAUGGUGUAUGACAUCAGCUACUUUGUCAUUUUUGGUGUCAUGUUGCUGAACACCAUCGUGGCCCUGAUUGUGGACUCUUUCCAGACUCAGAGGAGAGAAGCAACGGCCCGCGAGAACAACUUAGAGACGCAAUCUUUCAUUUCUUCGAUAGACCGCAAAGUCAUCGAGUCAGUGGCUCAAUCUGCUGGCAUUGUAGAUGGUUUCGAGUACCACGAGACCUACAAGCAGAACAAGUGGGACUAUAUGGCCUUCGUCUUCCACCUUCGUGAGAAGCAUGCGCUGAACUUCACCGGGCCAGAGAGUCAGAUUCGGCAAUUCAUCGACAACUCCGAUGUCACUUGGCUCCCCAUCGGACGGUCCAAAAUGUUGGAGGGCAAAUCGGAGGAGUCUCAGGAGGACACCCUGACCUUGAUUCAGAAGCAAAACUCUCAAAUCAUUGGUGCCCUGCAACAAACUCAAGACAAUCGCAAGACCCUCUUCAAAGCCAUCGGCAGCCUAGCUCGAUCGAUGCGCGACAAGACCGACAGCGUCCAGGAACUGCUUGAUAACAUGCACUGGGCCUCAUUCCUGCUGCUUCCGUCGGUGAGGGUCCAGCACAUUUGCUAG
Messenger RNA from Symbiodinium necroappetens, 1716 nucleotides. NCBI's taxonomy places the organism in Eukaryota, Dinophyceae, Suessiales, Symbiodiniaceae. The record is from the annotation of a GenBank genome assembly.